Molecule: messenger RNA, 2260 nt
Organism: Erythranthe guttata (spotted monkey flower)
Lineage: Eukaryota; Viridiplantae; Streptophyta; Magnoliopsida; Lamiales; Phrymaceae
Source: RefSeq, a predicted model, not a curated record
AUAUCAGCAAAAAAAGACAAAAACGAAAAAUGGCAGCACUUAUUUGAUGCUCCGCCACUCUCUCACUAUAAAGAAUUCAAACAAACCCCCGCAACCAUCGCUCCACCGCCCCUUCUCCAUUUUUAUUUUCCAUUUUUUUUUUUUCAGUUUUUACCCCUCUUUCUCUCUCCGCCGCCGCAGUUAUGGAAGUCCGCCGGAGGCCAGUCAAACCCUCACACACUAAAGGCUCCUCCGCCUCCGCCUCCGCCGCCGCCGUCGUCGAUCGCCGAUCGUCGUCUCCUAAAGCCUCCGACGCUCUCCCGCUGCCUCUGUACCUAACCAACGGCAUUUUCUUCACGCUCUUCUUCUCCGUGGCAUACUUCCUCCUCAACCGGUGGCGCGACAAGAUCCGUAACUCCACCCCGCUCCUCCACGUCCUCACUCUCUCCGAACUCGCCGGAAUCAUCUGCCUCGUCGCCUCCUUCAUCUACCUCAUAGGCUUCUUCGGCAUUGAUUUCGUCCAAUCGUUCAUCUGUAAAUCCGAAACCGACGACGACCACCACCAGUUCGUCCUCCACGAAGAUCGGAGCAUCCACUGUUCUCCUCCGCCGCCGGAGAAACCCCCUACGGCGGCAGAACUUCCUCCAGACGACGAGGAUCUCGUGAAAUGCGUCGUCUCCGGCGAAAUCCCGUCGUACUCUCUGGAAUCGAGGCUCGGCGACUGCUACAAGGCGGCCAAAAUCCGCCGCGAGGCGGUGCAGCGGCUGGCGGGGAGGUCCGUCGAGGGUUUGCCUUUGGAAGGAUUCGAUUACGACUCAAUUUUAGGGCAGUGCUGCGAGAUGCCGGUGGGGUAUGUGCAGAUUCCGGUGGGGAUUGUUGGCCCCCUUUUGCUGAACGAAUGCGAAUUCUCUGUGCCUAUGGCCACCACCGAAGGUUGCUUGGUGGCGAGCACAAACAGAGGCUGCAAGGCGAUCUACGCAUCCGGCGGCGCAACCUGCGUCCUUCUCCGAGACGGCAUGACCAGAGCUCCGGUUGUUAGGUUUUCGUCGGCAAAAAGAGCGUCGGAAUUGAAAUUCUUCCUCGAAGAUCCUCUCAAUUUCGAUACGUUGUCUGUCGUUUUCAACAAGUCAAGUAGAUUUGCAAGACUACAGGGUAUAAAUUGUGCAGUUGCUGGAAAAAAUCUGUACAUAAGAUUCAGAUGCAGCACAGGUGAUGCUAUGGGGAUGAACAUGGUUUCUAAAGGAGUUCAAAAUGUGUUGGACUUUCUCGAGAACGAUUUCCCCGAUAUGGAUAUUAUUGGCAUUUCCGGAAACUACUGUUCCGAUAAGAAACCAGCUGCAGUGAACUGGAUCGAAGGGCGUGGAAAAUCAGUAGUAUGCGAGGCUGUUAUUAGUGGUGAUGUGGUGGCAAAGGUGUUGAAAACCACCGUACCGGCCCUCGUCGAGCUGAACAUGCUCAAGAAUCUCACUGGCUCUGCCAUUGCCGGAGCUCUUGGCGGCUUCAAUGCACACGCCGCAAAUAUAGUCUCCGCAGUAUUUAUAGCUACUGGACAAGAUCCAGCUCAAAACAUCGAAAGCUCUCACUGUAUUACUAUGAUGGAGCCUGUUAAUAAUGGCAAGGAUCUUCACAUCUCGGUUACGAUGCCGUCUAUUGAGGUUGGAACCGUUGGAGGUGGAACUCAAUUGGCAUCGCAAUCUGCUUGUUUAAACCUUCUCGGAGUAAAGGGUGCUAACAAAGAGUCACCUGGUUCUAAUUCCCGGCUUUUGGCGACCAUUGUUGCCGGUUCAGUUUUGGCAGGUGAGCUCUCUCUAAUGUCUGCCAUUUCAGCCGGACAGCUCGUUAAAAGUCACAUGAAAUAUAAUCGAUCGAGCAGAGACAUCACCAAAAUCGGUUCCUAGGGUUUAGACAGAAACUCCCAGGUAUUCGAUUUAAAUAUAUUACAAUAAAUCAUUUCUAUAAUAUUUUGUAAUGCAACAAUUUGUUUUUUGUACAGGUUGAGUAAUUGUGUAGAUUAUCAUUGAACCUGGUCAAAUUUUAUGUUCAAAAAGUUUAGUGGUCUCUUUGUAAUUAAUUAUGUGUGGGGCUUCUUAGAGUUUGGAUUCAAUGGUAAGAAUGACUUUAUUGUGUGUUUGUGUGUGUAUGUUAUUUUAUUUUUAUUUUUUUAAAUUAUGUAUUUCCCAAAUGAAUGACAAAUUUAGUGUCCUUGCUAUUAUUUAUUGUCCAACUAUGUAAAGCUACACCAGGUAAAAUACACCGGACAUAUAGUUUUAUUUUAUACUUU